GCCAUGUUUUAAGGUUGUGAGACUGUGAGAAUAUAUUGUGUAUAUAUGGCAUUGUAUAUAUUAGAAAUAGGUAAGAAUAAGGCAAGGUUGUGGUGUAAGUAAACAGGAAACUUUGUAUUUCCUUUUUCAAUCAUAGAUUUAGGUAUGUCCCAUGGGUAACAAUAUUUGAGAACAUUUUGAGGAGCCCUGUACUCAUUCAUUGUACUUAUUUUGCAUAAUCAGAGUCCAACUUUUGAAAGUCCUAGAGGCAGAAAAGUGUACUGCAGAAAGAACAAGGCAUGGCCUUUGCACAUGUAGUAGCUGCUGUUUUUUACAUUGAUCACAUGGCGCCACUGGUGUUAUUUGCUGAAUGCCUUGGAGCCUCGCGUUUAAUGGAUGCAUGCUCGUGGUUCAUAGAUCAGUGGAAGGGAAAGCAUGAGACUGGACAGUGGCUUGAAAUUGAAGCAGCAGAAGCAAUGUACAACAGAUCAGACUUCUCUGCCAUGAAUGCAUCAGGCAUUAUGCUUUCUAGCAUGGCCAACAAACAGAAUGAAUCACAUGGUGACUUGGCUUCGGAGGACAAUGGAAAAGCAGCCAUUGAUGCAAGUGCAGGCGACAAAACCGUGACUGAUGCUAAUGAGGAAAGAGCAAUUGUUCUUUACAAGCCUGAUUCGCAUCCACCUGAGGCAAAUGGUUCCAUCGCACAGGAAGGAAAUUCAAAGUAUAUUCUAGUGCUACGAGUCCAACUUUUGAAAGUCCUAGAGACACAGAGAAGUGUACUGCAGAAAGAACAUGGCAUGGCCUUUGCACGUGCAGUAGCUGCUGGUUUUGACAUUGAUCACAUGGCACCACUGGUGUCAUUUGCUGAAUGCUUUGGAGCCUCGCGUUUAAUGGAUGCAUGCUCGAGGUUCGUAGAUUUGUGGAAGGGAAAGCAUGAGACUGGACAGUGGCUUGAAAUUGAAGCAGCAGAAGCAAUGUCCAACAGAUCAGACUUCUCUGCCAUGAAUGCAUCAGGCAUUAUGCUUUCUAGCAUGGCCAACAAACAGAAUGAAUCACAUGGUGACUUGCCUUCAAAGGACAAUGGAAAAGCAGCCAUUGAUGCAAGUGCAGGCGACAAAACCGUGACUGAUGCUAAUGAGGAAAGAGCAAUUGUUCUUUACAAGCCUGAUUCGCAUCCACCUGAGGCAAAUGGUUCCAUCGCACAGGAAGGAAAUUCAAAAGUCCAACUUUUGAAAGUCCUAGAGACACGGAGAAGCGUACUGCAGAAAGAACAAGGCAUGGCCUUUGCACGUGCAGUAGCUGCUGGUUUUGACAUUGAUCACAUGGCACCACUGGUGUCAUUUGCUGUUGUUGGGAGAGAUUCAACUGAAGCACAAGACGGGAGGAUUACUGAAUUCCAUAAAGCUAGUGGAAACGUGGCUCGGAUGUUGAGGGCAUCAAAUGAUGAAGGGUUAAUUUCUAGAGGAGAGGGUCAUUAUGGAGAUGGUAUAGGAUCAACUGAUGACCAAAUGGAUAUACAAUUUACAGAAACAAAUAGAAGAAAGGUUUUGUAUAGGAACAAUGCAAAUGAUGAUUUUAUGAUUGUUGGACGAGAAAACCAAUCACAUUUUUUGAGUUCAUCAGAUCCGCUGGUUGUAAAUGGAUUCACGCGUGCCACCAAUAAUUUGGAUGGGAGUUCACCACAAGAUAUGAUUGAUGAAUCCUUCAUAGUUCCAUUCCAGUCAAUGUCACUAGAUCAUGUUGGAACUAACGAUAGAACUGCUAUUGACAUGGAUUCUGAGCUUCCUUCAACAAUGUAGAGGUCAGAAUAUAGUUCUAAUAGGACUGGAAACCAAAUUAACUAUGAGUCAGAUGAUUUGAGCUUCAUGCCUGAAUGCGGGACAGCAAAAAUGACUACUGGAUAUGACCCUGCUUUGGACUAUGAAAUGCAGGCUCAUGUUGAAGAUGCUGCUUCACUGGAUAACAAAAAUAAGGAAGUUGUAGUAGAUGUCAAGCAAGGGUCCAAGAAGUCAGACAAGGAUCGGAAGUCAAAAUUUGCUCCAGAUGCUUUAGAUAAGAAGACUGUGGGACCAAUAAGAAAAGGGAAAACUUCAAAAAUGCGUCCUUUGGAAGAUGCACGAGCUCGUGCUGAAAAACUAAGAGCUUUCAAAGCUGAUAUCCAGAAAAUGAAGAAAAACAAGGAAGAGGAAUAUCGCAAGCGACUGGAAACUUUGAAGAUGGAGAGGGAAAAGAGAAUUGCAGCAAGAACUGCUCAGUUGGCAUCCUCACAGAAAACCCGAAAACAAUUGCCAA
Camellia sinensis is the source of this 2271-nucleotide messenger RNA. Lineage: Eukaryota; Viridiplantae; Streptophyta; Magnoliopsida; Ericales; Theaceae. The record is from RefSeq and is a predicted model, not a curated record.